UUUACCUUUUUAGCGUAUUUGGUAGAAACUCACUGAAAAGUUUAAACGGCCGUGAAUUACGGACAAGAAGGCAAAAACAGCAGCAAACUAAUUACAUACCUGUAUAGUUGGACUGUACGUUGAAUUUCCUACUCACUUGCUGAGCUUUCAAAAAAUGACGUCGUUCCCUCCAUUUUCUCCCUUCUUCACUCUAAUUGGUGGAGCUUGCCCGAGGUCAAAGUUUUACUUCCGCGUGUUGCUGCUAACAUGGCGGAUAAAGACAAGAAGAAGAAGGAGAGUAUAUUUGACUUGUCAAAAUACAUUGACAAGCCUAUUCGGGUUAAGUUUCAAGGAGGACGAGAAGCAAGCGGUGUUCUGAAAGGCUUUGACCCAUUACUGAACUUGGUGUUGGACGGUACCAUCGAGUAUAUGCGAGAUCCUGAUGACCAGCUGAAGCUGACAGAAGACACCAGGCAGCUGGGGCUGGUGGUCUGCAGAGGCACGUCGGUGGUGCUCAUCUGUCCCCAGGACGGCAUGGAGGCCAUUCCCAAUCCUUUCAUACAGCAGCAGGAUGGCUAACAUCCACUUUGUAUACACACGUACGUGCGCAUGUCUGGAUAUUUUGUAAGGAUUUUUUUUUUGUUUUCUCUUUUAAAAUCACAGUAGCUCCAAUGCCUACACAAUAAUGUUUUUUUUGUUUAAAAUAUACACACACUCAGUUAAAGAACUUGGGAGUACUUCGCUUUGAAGUGCAAUUUUUACGUUGAGGCUUGGGAAGUGUUGUCAGGAAUGUUUUCCCUUUUCCUUGUUUUUGAUAAGAAAUAAAACUAUUUUGAGUUUUGUA
Messenger RNA from Doryrhamphus excisus (bluestripe pipefish), 823 nucleotides. Lineage: Eukaryota; Metazoa; Chordata; Actinopteri; Syngnathiformes; Syngnathidae. The record is from RefSeq and is a predicted model, not a curated record.